Oryza sativa Japonica Group (Japanese rice) is the source of this 1562-nucleotide messenger RNA. NCBI's taxonomy places the organism in Eukaryota, Viridiplantae, Streptophyta, Magnoliopsida, Poales, Poaceae. The record is from RefSeq and is a predicted model, not a curated record.
AUGGAAAUAACACAAGUCGCCCCCCGCGAUGAUGAUCCGGACUACAUACCUAUCGAACAGGCCAUGGUAGUCCGACGCCGCUCGAAACGUAAAGCCGGGAGGAACAGGACAGAGCAAGAAGUUGAGAUGGACACCGCUACGUCUGCACCUGAACGUACGGAGACAUCUACAAGUGCAGGCGGGAGUGGGAAAAAAAGACGUGGUGAGAGAAGCAAGAAUAAAUUACCCAAGGAAACUUACAACGUGAUUGCUCUCGAUCAGGAUGGGAAGCCCAUCGAGCCACCGAUAGUGCGGUCCAAGUUCAGCAACGCCUGUGGCACUCUAGUCAGGACGCGUUGUCCCAUUAAUGUCAAGUUGUGGGAAACAGUGGACGACAACAUCAAGACACUUCUCUGGAAUGAGUUGCAGAAGUAUUUUGUGUUCCCUCCUGGAUCAGAGGCUGACUGGGACACGUUUGUUGCGGAUCGUACAACAGCUGAAGCAUUGGCUUUGAGGAAAAAAAUGUCCGAGCUCGCGAAGAAGAACAAAUAUCCCCAUAGAUUGGGGUCGAGCGGAUACGCUGGUCACGUCGAUCAAUGGCGGGAGAUCGAGCAAAGAUUUGCCGCGGCCGGUAAGCCCCUGCUGGUAGACCCCAUGGUUGAACGUAGCAAGAACUGGGUUUGGGCGCGCAGCACAGGUCAAGUCUCGGAUGAGGGAGACAUACUAUUCGAGACUCCAGACAUAGAAGAAGUGACUACUAAUUUGCAGCAGAUAGUCGAGAAAGAAAGAUCAGGACAGUUCGUCCCACGGAGGGAGAGAGAUCAGCUUACUGCGGCGUUGGGGACGGCUGAACACUCUGGACGUAACCUUGUCGCCGGUGGCGCGGACACCAGUGCAGUGACCGUGGAAUGGGCCAUGUCAGAGGUCCUGAAGAAUCCGGCGAUCCUCGCCAAGGCCACCAAGGAGCUAGACAACGUCGUCGGCAGUGGCCGCUUGGUGACAGAGAGCGACAUCCCGCACCUCCCCUACGUCGACGCCAUCAUGAAGGAGACGAUGCGGAUGCACCCGGUGGCGCCGCUGCUGAUACCCCGGAUGUCUCGCGAGGACGCCACCGUCGCCGGCUACGACGUCCCCGCCGGCACGCGCGUGCUCGUCAACACGUGGACCAUCAGCCGCGACCCGUCGCUGUGGGACUCGCCGGAGGAGUUCCGGCCGGAGCGGUUCGUGGGAAGCGAGAUCGACGUCAAGGGGCGAGACUUCGAGCUUCUGCCGUUCGGCACGGGCCGGCGGAUGUGCCCCGGGUACAGCCUCGGUCUCAAGGUCAUCCAGCUCGCCCUCGCCAACCUGCUGCACGCCUUCUCCUGGAACCUCCCCGACGGCAUCGCUGCCGGCGAGCUGAGCAUGGAAGAGAUCUUCGGGCUCACCAUGCCGCGGAAGAUCCCUCUCCUCGCCGUUGUCAAGCCCAGGCUGCCGGACCAUCUCUAUGCCGAGCCAUGAUGCAUGACGCACCAUGCGUCGAUGCGUGCGUGCAUGCAUGCGCGUCUUCUGCAUUCGACGAAGCUAUAGGCUCCAGUUCAAGGAUA